AGUGUUGUCCGAACCGCGAGAGUGGUGAUACGACCGCGUGAGAAUUCACGAUCGAGCUUUUUACGCGUGCUGCUGAAUAUCAUUUUCGGUUUAUUUAUAUCGCUAGUGUGAAAAUAUGGAUUUGAGUCCCAAUUGAACUGAGAAUAUUCUGUGAAUAAGUGAAACUGUGAACGUUAAUCCCUUCAGGACGAUAUUUAUAGAAAUUUGAAAAAAUAAAAAUGUGUUUUGUGAUGUAGGUUUGUCUAAUAAUGAAGUACUGUACAUACAUGUCAAAAAGCUUUUAAACUUUCGGAACCAACAAUGUUAUAUAGUUGCCAUAGGAAGAAAUAAAGAGACUGCCACCGAAAAUGUUAAUCAAUAUAGUGAAAACAGUGAUAUGUUUCUACUUGUGCUUUUCCGUGACAACGUCUUACAUAUACAAUAAAAACAGUGAUCGAACUCAGAAAAAGCAAUAUCCGAAGACAAUCGCGUCGUACCACGAUAAUAGUAACAAUUACAAACAGUCUAGAUAUUCGAAAUUCGAUAAAGUGAUGACUCGUAUUAAUAAACUAAUCGUGGAAGACGACGUUUCGAACGAUGGGGCGUACAGAAUCAGGCACAAGGGGUGGGGUGGCCGAAAGGUGGUUAGUACCACGCCUAGCACCACCACUACCACGGAGAUGGACUUGUUCGAGACCUAUGGGGAGUUGGAGAAUGAAGAUGAGUUUGAUGACUACGAAGACUCCUUGGAUGAUGAGGAUGACGAAUUAGAUUACGCAGAUGAAGACGGUGAUCCCGAUUCGGAUCCUUUCUUCGACUCUUUAGAUGAAGACGUCCAAGCAGAAGAACCUACGGAGAAACCAUCCAGUACUUUACCGCCAGUAGUAAGACCAGUCUCCAGGUUGACAGAAUGGAAAUGGAACACCUUGGGUACGAGGGAGAAGGUUCAGGAGUCCAUGAGGCAGCAGCUGAAUUUAAAACCAUCAAAAGAACAGUUGAAAGUGAAAGCCGUCAUAGAACACUAUGCGCGAGUGAACCAGCAGUCAAAAUGUCUUACACCGUUGCCCAGAGUCAUCUCUGUCCAACAAGAGCACCCAGAUCCAACCAGGACUUACAUCCCGGCUUGUACAGUCCUUCAUAGGUGCGCAGAAGACUCUGGGUGUUGCAAGAGGGACACCAGGUGUCAGUAUAAGACAAGGGUCUUAGUUUCUCUAUAUUUUUAUGCGAAAUAUGUAGGCCAGGAUCACAAUACCAUCGAAAGGUUGGAUUUCUAUAACCACACAGAGUGCGAAUGUAAGGACAAGACCGAAUACAUUCCCCUGGAGAGUGAAAAAGAUCCUGAUUUCGGUGCCAAAUCCCUCAUAGAAUAUAAUCUCACGGCGGAAUCCACUAACACAAGGUGCAACUGCCCGAAGCCGUUCCAAUCAUUUUUAUCAUUACAAAAGUGCAGUUGUGACUGCGACAAAUCCGACCAAGACUGUAUUACACUCAAAAAAGGAAAAGAGCAUUUCAGCAUGACGAACAGAAUAUGUAUCCAAGACAACCAAUGCGGCUUGCCAGCGUGCGAAUACGGAGCCUACAUGUAUACAGAGGGCAAAUGCCCUUCUAAGCAGGAUCGACUAGAAGAAUUUCGUAAUAUUAGGUUCGAAAACUAAAUCAAUGGAUCCAUAUAGGUCAUUUAAGAAGCUACUACCGUUUAUAAUCUAGGCAAACUUAGCGAAUGGUUUAUUUAAUUUAUAUUUUAGAGUGUCUAGUCUACUAUAUGUAUAUCUUCUUUUGUACUGUUAUCUUUUAGAAAAUUUGUACAACUACAAUCAAUGUUACUUCAAAAAUGUAUAGUUAAGAAGAAAUAGCAAUAAUUUGAAUAUAUAUUUUUUAUAAACCCCAGAUGCAAAACCUAGCAAAUCACUCAUCUAGGACAAGGUUAGAACAGGAAAACUAUUGGUUUUUAAAGAUUCUCUAGUAUGUUGACCCCCCUAGCUUAUCUUCCUAUUACUCUUUUCCUAAACAUUCAAUUAAACAAACAAUAGGUACUUGUCUUAAAUGCUUAAGAAAUAUCAUACGUGUCAUCCACAAGAUAAAUAGACUUUUAUUAAACAAACCAUAGACAUGAGUCUUUCUUCUUUUGGCAUCAAAACCAUGGAUGGGUAUUUACCUGUCUGGAUAUGUUAUUCUAUUCAGACCUCUCUUGUGCUCUUCUCCUCCAUUGUCUUGUAUUGAUAGUUUUUAGGUCGUCUUUCACAUCAUCCAACAAUCCCGUUCUGGACCUUUCUUUUUUUCGUCUUUCUAUCGGCUUCCAUUGUAAUUGUUGUUUUUGUAUUUUCUUGUCUCUGGACAUGUGCCAUCCAUCACUUCUUUAAAUUUUCACAAAUCUUACAACAUAGAUAAACAGGAUUAUAAUAAUUAUAGACGAAGAGCUAGAGCCGAAAAAUCAUCGUCAUAAGUAAUAUGGAGUUUGGCAUGUGAAAUGUGUCUAUUGUAUAUUAAUAAUUAUGACCCGUUUCAGGCUGACACCUCAGUUGAUACAGGAAGUAGCAAUAAGGGAUGAAAGGGGAAAGUUAGUGCAGUGAUUAAAGGUUUUCAUAAACGUAAACCUCCAUCGAUUUGCAUGAAAAUUGGUGAUUAGUUAGAGCAUACUUCAAGAAACAAAACUAAUUUGGUAAUAACUUGCGCUUUUACCCUGGAGGUGGAUGCCUCCCAUAGGCGUAACCAGGAUGAUCCUAAGGGGGGGGGUUACAACUACCUGAAAGGGGGGGUUACAACUACUGGAAGGUCUCUGAGGGCUAUGGUGUUAAGCGUAUAGAGCUCAAAGUACAUCCCAAUGGGGGGGGGGUUACAACCCCCAAAACCCUCCCCUGGUUACGCCUAUGAUGCCUCCCCUUCUCGGGAGUAACAACUAUAUUAUUAAAAAUAUCCGAAUUAAUCGAUAGAGGGACAAAGUUUUAGCAAAAUUUGUAAUAUCAAGUUAUUAAAAUAAAUCAAUACUUUUUGAGUUAUUAAAGAUCAAAAAUUUGAAUUUUUCGUAAAGCGGUUUUUCAUAAAAAAUUCAAAAAAUGUAAGUUUUAACAAAAUAGUUAUAAUUACCAAAAUUGAAGUUAAUAAAAAAUCGAAUAGAUUCUUUACGUGAAAGACCUUUUAGAAUUAAUUAAAAGUGAGUUAUAAUUGAUUGAAUAUAUAUUUUUUUCGGCUAGUAUUGAAAUCUAAGUAUUCAUGCUUAAAUAACGGGAAAAAUAUGCAUUUUAUAAAAUACACUUACUAAAUACUUGUCAAAGUACUCAAGAAUACCUAUCAAGUGAGCUCCAGGUGAAGUUGAUAACAUCAAAGCUAAGCAAGUGAUGAUGAAAAUAAGAGAACCCUCUCGAAUUUUUUAGGAAAAAGUGAAAAUUAAAACAUGUUUAUAUAUUUAUUUUGAAAUUAGUUAACAGAAUAAUUCUUAAAGGAAUUUCGGGAAUGAAGUUAGGAUUAUAAUUUAAUAAUUAAAAUAACAAGUUUUUUUAUUACAAUUCAAAUAUAACAAGCUAAAAAUGCGAGCAUUAUUAUAAGGAAAACUUCGUUUAUUUAUGUAUUUAAAUUCCUAAUAUGGAUAAAUGCUAUAAUGAAAAGUUGUUUAGAAUUAAAAGUUAUGUUUUAAUGUGCAAUUAUAUCCUUCUAUUUAUAUAUUGUGAGCUAUAAAGGUACUUUACUGAGCGAAUUUCUUGAGCAAAAUUCAUAUUUUUUUACAUACCUCGACUAAAAUCGAUACAAUUUUAUAUAGAUAAUAGUAUAUAUGAUUGCAUCUUGGAUUUUAGACCAUGCAGAUCUUUUUAGGAAAAAUUAUUUUUGUGCGUAAAAUUAAACAAAAGAUUUAUAAAUGAAAACGAUGAUGGAUAUCUGUAAUUUGAGAAAAAAUAUAAAUAUUUUUUUUCAUUAGAAGAAUGUAAUAAUUACAUUAUUAUAAUAAUUAUUAAUUAAUUAAUUAGGAUGAUUACAAUUAUUGCAUAUAUUAGAACAUAGUUUUUAAUUCCAAACAAUUUUUCGUAAUAACAAUAAUUUACGAUAUUGUGAAAAAUAAAGGUAGUUUACUCUUGAACUAAAUUCAUAUUUUUUAAAAUACCUAGUAUAAUAUAGAUAAAAUUUGCUAUCUGAUGGUUGACUCGUAGGUUUUAGACGAUGCAGAACUUUUUAUGAAUUAUAACUUUAUUUCGUAAAAUUAAAAAUAAAAAAGUGUCCCGUAAUAUAUGUGUCCAACUUAAGUAGACACACUGUAUAUAAUAUACAAUAUAAUAUAUCUACAUAUUUGUAAACUAAAACAAAAUUUUCGUUGAAAAUACUAUUAAUUUUUCACUUUCGCUGUACCAUUCACUAAAAUCGUUAUCAUACUUAUUUUCAUCAGAUAGUUAUGCUCAGAUUGUGGUUUUUGAGAUAUUUAUGAAAAACCGCAAAUUUUUUAUCUUUAAUAACUCAAAAAGUAUUGAUUUAUUUUAAUAACAUGAUAUAACAAAUUUUACUUAAAAUUUAUCCCUCUAUCGAUUUGUGGGGUUGUUUUUAAUAAAAUAGUUUUCACCCCCGAGAAAGGGUGGUAUCCACCCCCAGGGUAAAAGUGCAAGUUGGCGUCAAAUCAAUUUUGUUUCUUGAGGUAUGCCCUAACUAGUCACCAAUUUUCAUGCAAAUCGAUGGAGGUUUAAGAAAAUAGGGAGGUGAAAACCUUUAAUGACUGCACUAACUUUCCCCUUUCAUCCCUUAUUGCUACUUGCUGUAUCCACUGAGGUGUCAGCCUGAAAGGGGUCAUAAUUAUCAAUAUACAAUAUACACAUUUCACGUGCCAAACUCCAUAUUACUUAUGACGAUGAUUUUUCGGCUCUAGCUCUUAGACUAUUAGUAAAUUAGUGCGUUACUGAUGUAAAUGGUAGAGUUAUUACUGUAUGACGGAUGCUCUAUGAUUUUGAUAAGUUUCACCACCAGUCAAAUCGUGAGUGGAUUUUUUUCUCGUUAAUUUGUUAUACAGAAACAAAUACACUCAGAAUUGUAAUACAUUGUCGAUUACAUGUUUCAUUACCAUUUCUUCUCAUUUUUUCUUACAGCCGAUUGCUUUUCGGCACAUAAUCAAGUUUCAUCGAAUGUAUUUAUAGUACAUAAGUCUCUUUUAUUCAAACAAAAGUCUUAUAUUUCAAUCAUUAAUAUCAUUUUAUCGAUUACACGUAGCUAGUUCUAGAUGACUAUAUAUUUAACAUUUUACUGAUUGUUCUACAGUGAUAUCUCUUACUUAAGAAAUGUUAAAUAGGUACGUUUGUGGAUUUUUGGUAUUUUGUUCAAAGGUAUUUAAUUUUUAAAUGACUCAUCAUCAUGCAGUGGCGUGUGGGGUGUAAAGGAAAUGCCAUGUAAAUAAUUUUAAAACUAAACUAAAUUUACAAUUAACAUGCAGUAGAAAUAAACAAACCAGGACACGUUAAAUGUUACAAGGAGCACUCCUGAAUCAUAUUUUCCAUUUUAAACUUUGUAAACCAUAAUUUGGGAUUAACAAUGUACAUACAUUGCAAAUUAUGAUUUGGGAGUGCUCCUAGUAACAUUUAACAUGUCUUGGUUUGUUUAUUUCUACUGCAUCUUGAUUGUGAAUUUAGAGUAGACGGUUGUAGGUUCUUCGAAUUAUUUUAGAAAUGUAUAAAAUAUUUAUUAGUGUCCUUAGGAUUAUAAAAUGCCCAACUAAAUAGAAUUAAUUAGUUGGGCACGGCCAAAAUGACUCUAUCGUCUGAAGAUUAGUGCGUUAUUAUUAUUACCAUUCCUCUUCUUCAAGUACCUUCUCCGUAGCGAAUGUUGGCAAUUUUGAUUUUGCUUACGGCUCUUCUGAAUAGUUCUACCGAUGUGAACCCGAACCAUUUCUGCAGAUUUUGGCGCUACGGCUCAUCAUGGCUAUGGCUCAUCAUCAUCAUCAUCAAUGGCGCUACGGUCCUAUGAAAGAGCCUCGACCUUUUCAAGUCUAUUACGCCAGUCAGUCCUAUCCAUUGCCAACCGUAGCCAGUUGGCUGCGUCUAUUUUUCUCCCAUCCUCAUCUACACCAUCUUUCCAUCUGAGUUUUGGCCUACCCUUUUUCUGCUUCCCACAGGUUGUGACAAGGAUUCUUCUAGGAGGGUUGUUCUGCUGUGAUCUUGCUAGAUGUCCUGCCCAUCUCAGUCUUCCUAAUCUUAUAAGAGAUACUACGUCUUUACCACUAAAUAUAUAUGUUUGUAUCUGUGAUAUACCUCGUAGUUGUACCUCCUCCUCCAAACGCCAUUUUCACAGAUGCCACCGAAUAUUCAUCUCAGGAUCCUUCGUUCAAAUAUGAGCAGAAGGUUUUCAUCUCCUUGGAGAUGGUCCAUGUCUCCGAUCCAUAUGUCAACUCUGGUUGUAUAAGGGUUUUGUAUAUGGUUAUUUUUAUUCUUUGGCUUAAGUUUCUGCUUCUCAUAUGUUUACUCAGUCCAAAAUGGCAUUUGUUUGCUAGGAUUAUACUUCGCUUGAUUUCUUUCGUCAUGACGUUCUCCUUGGUGAUCAGGGAGCCUAAGUAUGUGAAUUUGUCCACCACUUCAAAGGUAGAGUUAUCAACCGUGAAUUGGUGACCGAUGUUUCUGGCUCUAUUGAUGGGUGUUGAUGCCAUCAUAUCAGUUUUCUCCUCGUUUAUUCGCAGGCCCAUAUUUUUUGAGGCAUUUGAGAAGGUGGUAUACAUUUCUUCUAGCUUGCGUGUUGUGCGGGCAACUAGGUCCACGUCAUCUGCAUAUGCCAAAAUUUGGGAUGGUGUAUUGAAAAUAUUUCCUCUGUUGUCUAUCUCUGACCGCCUUUUCCAGAGCUAUGUUGAAAAGGAGACAGCCAGUGCACAUUCCUGUCGCAGCCCAACAUGCGUUUCAAACGCCUGUGAUUAUUCGUUCUGUAUUUCGAUUUUGCAAAUAAUUUUACGUUUUGUAGCAUUAACCAAUCUUCUCAGUCUUAUCCUCAUCUACUGUCUAUUUUUUCCCCAUUUGAAGUAUGCAUUACUUGUCGUGUCUGAAUAGGUGGCCUUGAUAUUCAACUACAUGUCAAUCUUUAUUUAUCUUUAUUAAUAUAAAAAUCUAUCUUCCCAUUUUUUCAUGGGACGUGCCGUUUUUACGUAAAAAAUAAAACACAAUGUAUUGAAACUUAUUCGGAAUACUUUGUAAGCGUUAACUUGUUUUAUUUUUUACAUAAAAACGACGCGUAGUAUGUAAAAAGGUCAGAUAGGUAUAUAUGUUUUGUCACAUAUUAACCGAGGAAAUCAAAAAUGAUUUUUAAUUUGAAAUAUGUAGGUAUCUCAAAAAAUAUCUUUAUUUUUCCUUUAAAAAAUUCAGACCAUGACAAGUAUGCACGUCAAUGAUUAAUAUUAAAUUCUUAAUUAUAUGUCAAAAAUUCCCAAUAACUACCUCUAAAAACCCACCAAAUUUCAUUUCCACAUCUCAACCGGUUUUAGAGCAAUAAAUAAAUCAUCAGUUUGUAAGAAAAAAUUCAACACCUGGUACCUACAUAUCCAGGAAACGAAGCAUUUGCGGACAUAGGUUUCUAGAGCAAAUGAUUAUUUUUUCAUGCAGAAUUACCCUUUAAAGUUUGUAAUACCUAUUUAGAAACACCCUGUAUAUCGCCCUUAACGAUGAUUCAUGUUCCAUAAAAUAACAACUAAACUAGAGUGAAAAGUCUUCAGCAUUGUCAUACACCAUCUCAUACAUAACUACGUUUAUUCGAAAAUUUUCGGUAGUAUAUAAUAUAGAAGUUUAUUUUUUAGUAUCAGCCAAAAAUCCACAAACUUUUUUACUGCUAAUAUUGAUAAGACAAGUUUUAUUGUACUUAUAUUAUCUCCGUAGAUUUUUUUUAAUUUUCGUAUCCAAAAACUAGUCUUUAGAAUAAAAUACAUAGGUGCUGAAGUAUAUUGAAUUAUAGCUACAUAAUAAUAAUGUAAAUACCAUAGAACAAUAAAAGUAAUGUAGACAUA
Diabrotica virgifera virgifera (western corn rootworm) is the source of this 7924-nucleotide messenger RNA. RefSeq lists its product as uncharacterized. Gene Ontology annotation, biological process: hemocyte migration. The record is from RefSeq and is a predicted model, not a curated record. Lineage: Eukaryota; Metazoa; Arthropoda; Insecta; Coleoptera; Chrysomelidae. Gene Ontology annotation, cellular component: membrane. Gene Ontology annotation, molecular function: growth factor activity. The transcript is spliced from 7 exons. Bases 348 to 1634 code for a protein of 428 amino acids.